AAGGAAAGGUAGAAUCGCCCUUUGACCAAACCUGGCAUCUCUCGUGCCACCUGGCUGCGUUUUGGGGAUCGCUGUCGGGGGCACGUAAAGUCACACCAUGUUUUGGUGACCUUGACAAAGCCAUACCCCGCCAGUGCUGCUGGACUGCGGCCACCUCUGCGGUGGGAAGGGGGUACCGUAGGAAGGGGGUGCUGCCUGGGGUGGAGGUGGAAUUCUAGCAGAUACGGGAGCAAACCCCCAAUUUAUUAGUCACAGAAGUGGGGGGUUUCUUAACUUCCCCAGGCAGGGCUCAUGUCAUUCAGCGUCUCCUCUAGAACAAGUAUCAGAGGGGUAGCCAUGUUAGUCCGUAUCCCCAAAAACAACGAGGAGUCUGGUGGCACCUUAAAGUCUUUUAAGUGCUACUGGACUCCUCGUUGUUUUUCUCUAGAACAGCGUUCCUCGACUGUUUUGAUACCUGGGACUAGCGUGCUGCCUUCCUAAACUGUGUCAGGGAGAGCUCAGGGACCGUCAUUGAAAAACACUGCUCCAGGAGACCCACCUGGAGUAGAUGGUAUGUACAGGUGCCUUGGAAGGAAUAUGGGACUUAAAUCUGUGACCUCAGGCUGACUGAGUGUUUCAGACCUGAGGGUCAGACCAGCAUGAGAGAAUCCUAGAAAUGUAGCACUGGAAGGCAUCUCCAGAGGUCAUCUAGUCUAGUCCAUCCCCCCUGUGCUGAGGCUGGACCAAGAAAAUGGAGACAGUCCCUGACAGGUGUGAUCCUAUCCUGCUUGUCACCUUUGACUUUUGUCUGACCCAGUUUGAGAUGCCUCACUUACCUUUCCUCUACCUCUAGGGUUGGCUUGAAAUAAACUAUAUUACAAAGAAAGCAUUUUGGUUUGAGGGUGUGACGGAGCAGGGAGCAGGGCAGAUUUGACCUGGGAAUGUUGCAGGGGGGUUGCAGUGGGGAUGUGGGACUUCCCUUGAAGGAAGCUACCUGAGCUGUAACCUGAGCCAGGAACGGGGGUGGGGAGAAUUAACACCUUCUGCCCGGGAGACUGGACAAAGGAGAGGAGCAGCGGGAGGGGCUUGGAGUUUUAGUUUCGGUUGGGGCUGGGUGGUGCAACGCAGGGAACCCCAAGCUGGGGUCUAAGCUCCCUGAACCUCCCAGAGGGACCUAAUUGAGGGGGUCUGGUCGUACCUACACGCUCUGCUUGAGACGGUGUUCCUGUCCUUAAAUAAACCUUCUGCUUUACUGGCUGGUUGAGAGUCGCAGUGAAUCUCGGGAAGAGGGGUGCAGGGCCCUAACUCCCCCACACUCCGCAACAGAGGGCUACCCACGGAGUAUCCUGUGUGCUUUAGCCAGCAUGUGGGAAAGACAGACAUUGGCUUUCUUGCAUUCCCAAUAGCCUCAAUUUCUCUCCGUCACUCUGCUGGUGGACAUCUGUGCCCAUUGGGUUCCUGAGACUCCAUUUGAAAUGGCUUCUGAGUUGUCAGUUCUUGGGACUCAGACCUGGAUUCUAUUCAUGCCUCUGCUAUUGAGCGGCUGGGUGACCUUGGGCAAGUCACUUUGCUUAUCCAUGCCUUGGUUUCCCCUCCCACUCUGUGUCCUGUCUAUAUAGAUGGUUCACUGUAUGUGUGUGCACCCCCUUGCCCAAUGGGGUUCCAGUCUCUGCUGGGGCCUCUGCAGGCUAUGGGCAUACAAAUAACUGCUGCAAACUGGGACCUGGAAGCACAGACUCUGCUGUUCGAAAUCCAUUUCAAGGCUGGUGCAAAGGGAGUUCUAGAAUUGUUUGUUGAAAAGAACACUUGUUUAACAGCUGGUGUAACAGUCAAAACACCUGUUCAACACCAUGUCUGUUCGGUGGCGGGGGCGGAACCUAACUUGUCUCAAAUUCUAAUAGCAAAUCCAAUUCUUUAAUUGCCACUUAAUAGGUAGCACCCCAAGGAAAGGGUCAGAUGGUGAAACAGGGACAACGUAUUUCCAAAAACUGACCUUUUUAUUUGUGGUGUCUGUUCUGACUUACUAAAUAUUUAGCUCCUGGAGUUACAGCCAGUUGGUGGAGUCUGCCUUCAACUUGGCACCUUUCACCUCUACCCAGCCCCUGGAAUGUGUGGUUUCCCUCCCCUACCCCAGUCAGACAGCAGCCACCCAAAAGCAAUGGCUAUUUCUGACUGGCCUCCCUUUCUAAAAUAAGGGCGAGUAUCCUUCCUUGCUGUGGCAUUCCACAUAGCGCCCAUCAGGGACUCCUGGCAUUUGGGCAGAUUUGCCAGCUAAUCUGGUAGGAAUCUCCUUAGUAAAGUGUUCUUUAGCAGCCACUCAUUAUGUAGCAUUACCCCAUAAUCUUCCUGGCUAGCGAAAGCCCUACAUGCUUGUCUGUGUGUGGCAGGAUGUCCCAGACGAGUCAGUUAAUUUCCCAUCUGGUAAGUGAUCUCGUGUCACAGACUGCACAAGCUGGGUCACGUGCCAGCUUCCUGUCAGGGCUCCAAAGGCCACAGGUUAGGGCUUCGGUGUGCUAGGGAUGCACCCACAUGCUGGAGGUGGAGCGGGGGGAGCUUGGGGAGCUGCUAAAACACAAACUGUUGGGCUACUCACUAUGGUAGGCGUUGGAAAGGGCAGCUGGGACCUUGUCUGUACUGGGGAUUUUAACCACCAGUGUAGCUCCGCCAGGGCAAACUCCCAGUGGAGACAUGCUAUGCUGGGGGUGGGGGGGUGCUGGUGCAGCUACAUCCGUGGCUGUGAACCCCGUGUAGGAGACAGUAGGGUGGAUUUGAUUUAAACCACGAUUUAAAUCACUGGUCAGGAAGACUCGAUUUAAUCAUGGAUUUCUACGUAAGAGUGCAUUCUUGUUGGUUGUUACCAACCUGAAGAUCCUGCAUGUUCAGACAUGUUCCUUUCAUCAUCUUCAACGCAGCUUCUUCCUGAGAAGGAACACUUCUCAUGAUGUUGUUUCAUUCGGGCAACCAGGCCUUGCAUUACUUUGUUGCGCUGUAUGCAUUUUGUACGCAUGCUUGUCUUACCCACAGGUAGAGGAACUUCAUUAAAAUAUUUUCAAACUGGGUCUCUUUUACGGCUGCUGCCAUUAUAGGUUUUCCCUAUAAUGGUAUGGUAGAUCUCAAAUCAAUGAAGGGUACAUUCGGAAAGACCUCAACACGUCUGGAAUAUGCUGUUCAAACAGUUUCACUUUUGUUUCUACUGCCUGUCCCUCCCUUCUCCAGACUUCUUCUCCUUGUCCAGAUCUAUUCCGCCUCCAACAAACUUCUAUUCAUUGAACUUUUUGAAACUUUGCACUUUUAGAGAGAGAUAAGGGAUUGACUCUGUGUAUACAAAUUUGCAGAGGGACAAUAGGGUUGAGGUCUGUUAUUUCUCACCUCUAUAUAUUUAUUUAAAAAUACUUUUGCUGUAAACAAACAUGUUAUCUUUGGAGACACAAAUCCACAGUUUGAGAACUGCAAAACUAAGCAUCUCUGAUGGUAUCUUCUAGACCGAGCACAGAGUCCCGUUGGGUAGAUAGAAAGAUUAACCUAAAUAAUCUAUACAGAAGCCCCUGGAACCUCAAAAGAUUGGGUUCCUAAUGCAUGAGCUAUUGGAACUUGUUUAAGAAAAGUUUCGUAAAUAUUACAUGAAUAUAUUGUCUCAUACUAUCGAAUUAGAGUUUAUAAUCCCUAUUCCAUGAUGUGAUAUCUUUGAGCUAUAAUGUAUCUUAAUGAACACUAUUUUUAGAUAGUUUUUUUUUCUCAAAAAGCAUUUUAUCAAAAAAAUCCGAUUUAAAUUAAAAAAAAAAUCCGAUUUUUUUAAAUUAUUAUUUUUUUAAAAUCAUUGAUUUUUAUCCACCCUGGGAGACAGUAAUGGUGACCCAGGGAAGAACUUGUGCACCCCUCCACCCAAGACGCGGGGCAUGGAGCUGCAGUUUCCUGAGCAGUGGGGGAAGCUUCUUGACUACUGCCACUUGGCCUGGUUUUGCUCUCCUGCUCCCAGCCUUGUGACUGUUGCGUGUUAAUAUGUAACCCGGACACUGUGGGCUGGGGACCCUGCAAGGACAGACAGCAGAGGGCUGGUAGCUCUGAGUUUGCCCUUAAGGCGAGGGAGGCUGUAGUGUUUGCAGAAUACUAUGCCCAGAGACGGUGGGGAUAGAGGAGAGAGUCACCUCCCUGAAGAGCCAUUGCUGGUGGAUUUGGGCCUUCUCUGUUAAUGACCUGCCUCAUUGUGCAUCACAGCUGGGGUUGACUCUGAGUGGGGAGUGCUGGGCCCGGCUGUAUAGGGUAUCGCUUGCCCCUAGUGGGAGGUAGCCUGUGCAGUGACUUCCUAAAGUGGUGCUGGGGGACGGCUUUACUGUGGCCUCCCCAUCUCUCUGCCAUAGGUGAUGUGGUGGCAAUCAGAUCCAGAGCACAGGCAUGCAUGGACUGGCUGGUCUGCAGCCCUAGAUAGGAUGCAGGAGUAAACCUGUUUAAAUAGGGCUGUGGCUAACCUGUGUAAUGUGUUUUUUCUUGCCAGUGUGGGCCACCUCCUGGCCUCCACUUCUACCAAGGCUAAAGCCAGGUUCUCAGACGUGGUUGUGUGGGGCCAGCGUAGGAGAGCAAAGCUGGGGUACAGCCUGUAUUUAUAUUUGGUUACCUGGGUGUAGGCAAGGGGCCCUCUCUGGCUGGGAGCUAGAAGAGACUGGUAGCCAAGUUUUCAGAGCUAAGCAUAUCUGCCCUGGUGGGCUGGCAUGGAGAAGCCAGUGCAUUCUGGCUGGGCUAGCAAAAUGGGGUGCAUGCAAUGGGCUGAGUCUAGCAAAGCGGUUUGGGCUGGGGCUCAUACGCCCUUAUGCUAGCGGACAGAGCUCUGGACUAUGACUCGGGAGACUUUGGCUCUGUUCUCAGCUCUGCCACUGGCCUGUUGGAUGACCUUGGGCAAAUCGCUUCAGCUCCCUGUGCCUCAGUUUCCCCAUCUAUAAAAUUGGGGGGUGGGGUCAAUGUUACCGACCUGGUUUGUUAAAGUACUGGGAGAUCUACAGAUGAAUGGCUGGUACCUGCCCAAUAAGACAGCAUUGGCAGUGUACUGCAGAGCAGACUCCCCAUUGCCCGUUACACCUGGAAUCCUGAUCAUCCUGACGCAUCCUAACAAUCCGCGUUUAUGGCACUCUACAUCUUCGGAGUCCCAUGGUAACCCAGCACGCUUCCAGCCCUUCAGUUGCUAUCUCUGGCUCUCCUGAUAGAAGAGUGAGGCUAAGUUCAACCACCCCACCCUGCAGCUCCAGUGCCAUCUGGGUGAAGCAGCAGAGGCCAGAUGUGCCUGAGGAAUUCCCCAAGAGGAGCUGUGGUGGGCCGCACAGGUGGGAUGGGGUGUCCAUGCAGCUGCCUCUCAGCUGUCAGGCUGACCGGGGGGGCUGCAUGUGCCUGGACUCGCAGAGGUACCUGCUGAUCUUAUGGGGGAAUCUCUGGCCUUCGUGUUGGCUCGGAAGAAGGUGCAGGGGAUUCGGUUGGUGGUGGCGGGAAUGCGAUGCAGCGGGGGCUGGGUUCCGGAUGACAUCUAUGUGUUUUUUUUUUUUUUUAAAUAAAUUUCAUCUGAAUGAGACACAUGAGAAUAACUGGGAGAAGUGCAGCUACUGCUGGGGUGGGGGGCUGGCUAGUGCUGUUCUGUCAGGCUGAUUCAUGCUGCCCACACGGCUCUGCAGCCUCGCUCAGACUCUACCAUUGCUCGCUGCUGCCGCUUUACAGAAGCCUUCCAUCUCUCCCUGUGCCCUGCUCCCCUGUGUCCCUCUCCACUUCAGCACUUCUGCUAGCAGGGUCAGGUUCCUGAGGGCCAUGCCCUGCCCCAUGGGCCGGCUCUAGCAAUGUCCCUCCCCUCCCCCCAGUGUGUUGGAACCUGUUGGUAACCAGUUCCGGUGAGGAAGUGCAGCCUGAUGCCAUCCUCUGAUUUAGCAGCAGCCUGUUGGACUGGCUUGGCUUGUGUAACCAGGAGCCGGUGUGGCAGCCCAGGCACGUUAACUAGCCAUGCUCCAGGUGUGUGCUCACAGGUGCUGUCAGACUGGUAGCAGGGAGGGGAAUGCAGUCCAGAGGGAUGAUGCUAUGGAUGAGACUAAUACGCCCUAGAGUUUGAAGGCUGGAGCAGGAAGUGUGUCAGGGAAAUAGGACCUGAAAUCAGACUCCCCAUUAAAGGGUGCUUGGAGGGGGGCAGGACAUGACCCAGGUUGAAGGGUGGCAGAGGUAGCACCAUGCUACAGAACAACCUGCCACUAGCUCAGAAAAGGUCUUAAAUCCUGAACACACUGCAGCCUGACACGCUGGAUUUACCUGAGCUUUCCUUUCGCUUGGUGCUUUGGCUCCACUGCCGUGAUUUGUCUGUGAAAUGGGGUCACCUUGGGAGGGCUGGUGCACGUGGGCCAGGUGAGCGUGGGCAGGAUGUGGCGUAUCCUGACCUGUCAGUGCUAAUAGCUGUUCCCCGUUGGGAAGUGGGUGUAGCCGUCGGGAUCGCCUGCAGGCUCUGCAGAAGUUGUGCCGCUCUGGCUAAUUACUGGCUUGGCUGGUAUCUGUCAUGGGGUUCAGGCGCUCUGCCUGCCUGGAAUGCUUGGGAGGGUGGCCCUGUGUCACAGGGAGCUGGCCUGGAUACAGGCUCUACUUUCCCUCCCAGUACCACCACCGAGUCCUUCCCACUGCAUCUUUCUUGCUGCCAGUCAGCUGCCGUCCUGUCUCCUCUCACUGCAGCUCCAGAGGGAGAGGAGCAGCGUUCCCUGGGCAGAGGCACCGGGGCAGCAUGGUGCUGGAGGCCGUGAAGGCAAAGCUGCGGAGCAGAGCCAGGCAAUGCUGCUUCUCUCUGCUGGCCCUGCUCUACGUGUGGUGGCCAGCCUUUCUCACCCCCUCUCUCUGUUACAGGCUAGUGUUUGGGAUGCUCUAUCCGGCCUAUGCCUCCUACAAGGCAGUGAAAACCAAGAACAUCCGGGAAUACGUCCGCUGGAUGAUGUACUGGAUUGUGUUUGCGCUUUUCAUGGCUAUGGAGACUCUCACGGAUAUGUUCGUUUCCUGGUUUCCCUUCUACUAUGAGAUCAAGAUGGCAUUUGUCGUGUGGCUGCUUUCCCCCUACACCAAGGGAGCCAGCCUGCUCUACCGGAAAUUCGUGCACCCCACGCUGUCCCGCAGAGAGAAGGAAAUCGACCUGUACAUCACCCAGGCCAAGGAGCGCGGCUACGAGACCAUGGUGAACUUCGGCAAGAAGAGCCUCAACAUCGCAGCCACAGCUGCCGUCCAAGCUGCGGCCAAGAGCCAGGGAGCCCUGGCCGGGCGUCUGCGCAGCUUCAGCAUGCAGGACCUGCGUGCCAUCCCUGAUGAUGCCCCCGUGCACUACGAAGACCCCUUGUACCUGGAGGAGCAGGAGAUGAGGAGGCGGCCGAUAGGUUACAGAACUGCCUCGGCUGGCCGGCAGCCUGGGCGCGAGAGUGACACGGAGGAAGAGGAAUGCUGGUCGGACUCCCAGAUCUCUCCCAAGGCUCUGCCCCGCAGCCGGGACUUAGCGCUGUCCAAAACAAUCUCCAGGAGCCAGAGCCUGCGCAUCGUGAAGAAGAGACCCCAAGUCAAAGAGGGCUCUUCCAGGCUGAUGCGGGGCCGGGCAAGGAAGAAGACGGUGCAGCCGGAUCAGGACAGUUAGUCAGCCCGCGAGAACUGGGCUUCACUGGGAAUCUUAACCUGACAUGAUUUGGCUGCCACACCGCAGCGGUAUCUUUCUCCCUGGGGCCAUGUGCCACUUCCUGCUACAUGCCUGGCAGAGGAGAUUGCUGUUUCUAAUGGGGCAGGAGGUCCCCAUACACCCCACUGUAAAUAUCUUGUCCCUCCCCUGUCCUGAUAGGUCCCUGUACCUUCCUGUCAACAUCCUGCUGCUCUCUCUGCCCCAGGAGCUGCCUCUACGCACAAUGGUCCCCAUCCCUCUUGGUGUAAAUAGCCCAGCACCAGGCCUGUUGCACUCUGCAUGUGGGCUUCACUCUUGACUCCCCUGCUGUUCUGCUGGGCCCCAGCAUGGCUCCUCCAUAGCUGGGUUAGUGGCACUUUAGACCAUGGAGCUAUUCUCCUGAGCUACUUCACGUGCCCUGUCACUGUCCCAAGGGAAUGGCCCCCCUGUGUCUCCAUCGAUCUGCUGCAGGUCAGCUCCAGUGACUCUGACCCCUCCUGCUCCCAUCCUCCCUCUGACCCACUUAGUUCUGCCCACCCAGGGCUGUCUCUUACAUCCCUGCCACUAGUCUCGUAGGGCGACGGCUCUUGUUUCACUCUGGUUUCUCUGCUGUCUGCCACUGCCCAGCUUGGGAGUGCUCUGCACUGCCUGGUGUGCCUGAGCACCCUGGGCGGGUGCAAUGAACUGCUUUCUCUCCUGCUUGUGGGUCAGGAGCUGUGGUGAGUAGCAGACUGGACCAGGCCCAGGAGGGUCACAGGCACACUGUGUCCCGGGCGUUACAUCCUCCCGCUCUUCAGUCUCUAAUGCACAGGUUUGGGGGGAUAUUUAUUUGUAGUGUAACUAGCAGUUGCCUUAUGGAAUCUGAGACCCUCUCCGGUCCCUCUAUUCCUGGGGGUCCAGCACAGCACGUUUGUGGCUGAAAUGACUGACGCUUUAAGCCAAGCAGAGCGCUUCUGUGAGCGGUCAACUCUCCAGAGAUCUGUCGUGGAUCAUUUGAUCCACCUCUGAAUGGAACGUACACAUCAGCACAGAGGCUCCCUUAGUUACUGUCUUGGUGAUCUCUUCUAAACAUCCCAGCCUUAUCGAAAGGCAGAGGUGCGAUGCGGUGAGAACUUCCCCUGCCGUCUAAGUUACACGAAACCAAAGACCUCAAAUGCCAAAAAUCCAUGCGCUCCUUUGCCUUUAGACCCAGAACACAGUGCUGGGAGCUGGUCACCUCUCUGCCCCAUGUGGAUUUCUGUACCACCCCCAUCUCCCCUGACAGCACCUCAAGGAUCAGACCCUCCACAGUCUUGCCUCAAAUCCUUGUUACUUGAAAACAGACUGACUGAUUGCUCUCUAGCCCCACUUCUGUGUCCUUCACUCUCAGCUGUUUUUUAUGUGAGACCCUCAUGUAUAGAGCUUUUGUAUAUUUAAAUACAUGAACUUGUGAAAUGA
Malaclemys terrapin pileata is the source of this 9055-nucleotide messenger RNA. It is a transcript of the gene REEP4, whose product is annotated as receptor accessory protein 4. Gene Ontology annotation, biological process: endoplasmic reticulum tubular network organization. Lineage: Eukaryota; Metazoa; Chordata; Testudines; Emydidae. Gene Ontology annotation, molecular function: microtubule binding. Gene Ontology annotation, cellular component: cytoplasmic microtubule; endoplasmic reticulum membrane; endoplasmic reticulum tubular network. Bases 6494 to 7600 code for a protein of 368 amino acids. The record is from RefSeq and is a predicted model, not a curated record. The transcript is spliced from 7 exons.